AUGAGAGUUCCCUUCACGCUUGAACUUGCUUCUCAUCACAAAUCCUCCCCUUCCCCCCCUCUCCCCUCCAUCACGCCUCCCUAUCCCUCAGCCUUUGCUGCUCACGGCAAGGAGCAUCCCUCCUCGCGAGUCAACGCCCUGCUGCCACGAGUCAACGCCCAACGCCCUGCUGCCACGAGUCGACGCCCUGCUGCCACGAGUCAACGCCCUGUUGUCGCGAGUCAACGCCCUGCUGCCACGAGUCAACGCCCUGCUGCCACGAGUCAACGCCCUGUUGUCGCGAGUCAACGCCCUGCUGCCACGAGUCAACGCCCUGCUGCCACGAGUCAACGCCCUGCUGUCGCGAGUCAACGCCCUGCUGCCACGAGUCAACGCCCUGCUGCCACGAGUCAACGCCCUGCUGCCACGAGUCAACGCCCUGCUGCCACGAGUCAACGCCCUGCUGCCACGAGUCAACGCCCUGCUGCUGCCUCAAGAGAGAUGAGUACCUUCGCUCCAUGCCCUCGACCCAUUUCCCCCCUUUCCACUGCACUGCACUUUUCUUCCACGGACUUCAUUCUCAUCAUCACAUACUCCCCUCCCCAACAACCCCCCCCCCACCCCCACCCCCCCCGCCUCCCCCACCCGCGCCUCCCUAUCCCUCAGUGGCGUUGCUCGCGGCGAGAAGCAUUCCUCUGGGGAGCAUCGCGUGGAGGCGAUGGGAGCAUCGCGUGGAGGCGAUGGGAGCAUCGCGUGGAGGCGAUGGGAGCAAGGGGAGCUGCUGUGGGGACGUGUGGCGGAGCGGAGGCAGCAGCGGGCGUCGUGGGCCUCUUUCCCUCCCAGCCAGCCAGGCGCCAGCACUCAGCGUCCAACAGAUGA
Molecule: messenger RNA, 858 nt
Organism: Closterium sp. NIES-65
Lineage: Eukaryota; Viridiplantae; Streptophyta; Zygnematophyceae; Desmidiales; Closteriaceae
Source: the annotation of a GenBank genome assembly